UGAAUUCGUGGUAUGGUCCGAAUUACCCGUCUUUCCGCGCGAAAACGCGGCCCGCGCGCAUUCACAGCUGCUAAGAAACCAUAAAACCCCGUUCUGCCGCUCCGACGAGCUCUGCUGGAGGCAUUGGCAGUUUUAUUUUUUAAAAACACUGAGCUUUUAAUUGCUGUUUUGUUUUUAGCGUCCUCUCACUUGUUGUUUUACCUGCUUGUAUUCACACUUGAAAUGCCUACCAGGACCUCAUUGUCUUUGCCAGAGGAUGUCAAGAAACGACUGAAGGUGCUGGAAAAGGGAGGCGAAAGUUUGUCAGAUGAGGAAUGUGUGAAGGAGCAGCUCAGGUUACUGCAGGACUUCCUGCGUGCUGACACUCGGGACCAGCUCAAAAGCCUCGAGGCCAAAGUAAAGAACUCCGAACUUUCCACUGAGGUGUACACAUCAGAGGUGAAGGCGGUGCUGAAGAAAGCUCUGGUUUUGGGCAAGGAAGAUCAGAGCGAUGGGGCGGAGCCGAACAAGCAUUCGAAUGGCUUCUCUGAAAACGGAUCUCAUGAGGAUAAUGGCGAAAAGGAAGAAGUGGAAAUUCAGGAUGAAGGGCACACGGUGAAGUCGCCUGGUGCGGUGAAGGGCCGGGGAGGCAGACGCGGCAAAGCCGACUCGGAGCCCAAAAGAUCUCCUGGCAGUACUAGGGUCACGCGGAACUCUGGGAAGCAGCCCACUAUUCUGUCAAUGUUCUCAAGAGUGCCCAAGCGCAAGUCUGAGGAGGUGAAUGGAGAGGCCACAAAUGGAGGUCCAGAAGAGAAACUGGAGGAGGCUGAUGCGGAGGAGCUUCGGGAAGAAAAACGCCUUAAAACGGAAGUGGAUGAGAAACCUGACACUGAAAUAUCAAAUGCCGAAAAGGACAAAUCUGUGAACACAGCCAAGACACCUCCACCCAAGUGUCCAGAUUGCAGGCAGUACCUGGAUGACUCUGACCUUAAGUUUUUCCAGGGAGACCCUGAUGAUGCGCUUGACGAACCAGAGAUGUUGACGGAUGAGCGUCUUUCCUUGUUUGACUCAAAUGAAGAUGGGUUUGAAAGCUACGAAGACCUGCCUCAACACAAGAUUACAAACUUCAGCGUGUAUGACAAACGUGGACACCUUUGUCCUUUUGAUUCUGGACUCAUAGAGAAGAAUGUAGAAUUGUACUUCAGUUGUGCAGUCAAGCCAAUCUAUGAUGACAACCCUUGCAUGGAUGGUGGUGUCCCUGCUAAAAAGCUGGGACCCAUCAAUGCGUGGUGGAUCACCGGUUUUGAUGGCGGAGAGAAAGCUCUAAUUGGCUUCACCACAGCCUUUGCUGACUAUAUCCUCAUGGAGCCGAGUGAGGAAUACUCGCGCAUCUUUGCACUGAUGCAGGAGAAGAUCUACAUGAGCAAGAUUGUGGUGGAGUUUCUUCAGAAAAACCCUGACGCUACAUAUGAAGAUCUGCUUAACAAAAUUGAGACCACAGUGCCCCCUGCUGGCCUGAACUUCAAUCGGUUCACUGAGGACACCCUUCUUCGCCAUGCUCAGUUCGUGGUGGAGCAGGUGGAAAGCUACGAUGAGGCCGGGGACUCGGACGAGCAGCCCAUCAUUGUUACCCCGUGCAUGAGAGAUCUCAUUAAGCUGGCUGGAGUCACCCUGGGCAAAAGCAUGCUGCUGUACUGGCGUGCGGCCCGGAGGCAGGCCAUCCGGCAUCCUACGAAAAUCGAGAAGGACAUCAAGGGUCCGACCAAAGCCACCACUACUAAACUGGUGUAUCAGAUUUUCGACGCCUUUUUCUCUGACCAGAUAGACCAGAACAACAAGGAGGGAGGUGGAGUUAAGAGACAGCGCUGUGGGGUCUGUGAGGUAUGUCAAGCCCCUGACUGCGGCAAGUGUUCUGCCUGUAAAGACAUGAUCAAAUUCGGAGGCAGCGGCCGCAGCAAGCAGGCCUGUCAGAAGAGGAGAUGUCCCAACAUGGCAGUAAAGGAAGCAGAGGAUGAUGAGAACAUUGAUGAGGAAGAUGUUAUGCCCCUCCUUAAAGAUGCAUCGAAAAAGAUGUCUCAGGCCAAGAAGAAGCAGACGAAGAAUACGAUCACGUGGGUGGGAGAGCCCAUUAGGAAUGAAGGGAAAAGGGCCUAUUACAUGAAGGUGCGUGUGGGGAAUGAAGUGCUUGAGGUUGGAGACUGUGUGUCUGUCAGCCCAGAUGACCCCUCCCAUCCACUCUACCUGGCCAGGAUCACAGCUUUAUGGGAGGAAGAUGCGAAGAUGUUUCACGCACACUGGUUUGUGCGGGGCACGGACACAGUUCUGGGCGAGUCUUCCGACCCGCUGGAGCUCUUCCUCGUGGACGAGUGUGAGGACAUGCAGCUGAGCUUUGUACACGGCAAAGUCAACGUGCUUUACAAGGCUCCCUCGGACGACUGGUUCAUGGAGGGUGGCCUAGAUGAUGACAUGAAGGUCAUUGAGGAUGACGGCAAAAGCUUCUUUUAUCAGUUGUGGUACGAAGGAGAAUUUGCCCGGUUUGAAACGCCUCCCAAGGUCAUACCCGAUGAAGACUGCAAAUACAAGUUUUGUGCCAGCUGCACCAGGAAGGAUGAUCAAACGCAGCAGGAAACGCCUCGUGCUCUCGACGUUCUAGAGGACGAGGAGAGUGACAGUAAAGUGUUCUAUUCCCUGGCUUGCCUGAAGGGGGUGCAGUACAGGGUGGGAGACAGUGUCUACCUGCCUCCUGAAGCCUUCAAUUUUGGGGUGAAGGCUGCAAGCCCAGUGAAGCGCCCUCAUCGGAAAGAGGAUGUGGAUGAGGAGCUGUACCCGGAAUACUACCGUAAAUCCUCAGAUUACAUCAAAGGCUCCAACCUGGACGCCCCGGAACCGUUCCGCGUCGGCCGCAUCAAGGAGAUUUUCUGCAACAAGCGCAGCAACAGCAAGCCGGACACGUCUGACGUUAAGCUGCGGCUUUACAAGUUCUACAGACCAGAGAAUACUCACAAAGGGCCAAAGGCAGGCUACCACACUGAUAUAAACCAGCUUUACUGGAGCGACGAGGAGGUGACCGUGAGCAUGGUGGACGUGCUGGGCCGUUGCCGGGUGGAGUAUGGAGAGGACCUGGCGGAAAGUGUGCAGGAGUACUCCAGCAGUGGACCUGAUCGCUUCUACUUCCUAGAGGCCUACAACUCGAAGUCCAAGAGUUUUGAAGAUCCGCCGAACCACGCCCGCUCUGUGGUGCACAAGGGGAAAGGGAAAGGCAAGGGGAAAGGUAAAGGAAAAGGUAAAGCUCCCUCUCAGGAAGUUCAGGAGCCUCAGGAGCUGAAAGUCUCGAAUCUCCGUACGCUGGAUGUCUUUUCUGGCUGUGGUGGUCUGUCUGAGGGCUUCCACCAAGCAGGAAUCUCUGAGACCCACUGGGCUAUUGAGAUGUGGGAUCCUGCAGCACAAGCAUUCCGGCUGAACAACCCGGGCACCACGGUGUUCACGGAGGACUGCAACGUGCUCCUAAAGCUGGUCAUGGCCGGGGAGAAGACCAACUCACUCGGCCAGAGACUCCCGCAGAAGGGCGACGUGGAGAUGCUGUGCGGAGGGCCGCCCUGCCAAGGCUUCAGCGGCAUGAACCGCUUCAACUCGCGCACCUACUCCAAGUUCAAGAACUCCCUGGUGGUGUCUUACCUGAGUUACUGUGACUACUACAGGCCAAAGUUCUUCCUGCUGGAAAACGUCAGGAACUUUGUGUCUUUCAAGCGCUCCAUGGUCUUAAAGCUCACCCUGCGCUGCCUUGUGCGCAUGGGAUACCAGUGCACGUUUGGCGUACUUCAAGCAGGGCAGUAUGGAGUGGCCCAGACCCGGCGCAGGGCAAUCAUCUUGGCUGCUGCCCCAGGGGAGACACUCCCCCGCUACCCUGAACCUCUGCAUGUCUUCGCUCCUCGAGCGUGCUCCCUCAGCGUAGUGGUCGAUGACAAGAGAUUCGUCACUAAUGUCACACGGGGAAACGGUGGCAUCUACCGCACGAUUACGGUUCGGGACACCAUGUCUGACCUGCCGGAGAUCCAGAAUGGUGCGUCUGCUCUGGAGAUCUCCUACAACGGAGAGCCACAGUCCUGGUUCCAGAGGCAGAUCCGAGGCUCUCAGUACCAGCCCAUCCUCAGGGAUCACAUCUGCAAGGACAUGAGUGCCCUGGUGGCAGGCCGCAUGCGGCACAUCCCCCUGGCCCCGGGCUCCGACUGGAGAGACCUGCCCAACAUUGAGGUUCGGCUGCGGGAUGGGACCACCACCAAGAAGCUCCGUUACACCCACUCAGACAAGAAGAACGGCCGCAGCGGCACUGGGGCGCUGAGGGGAGUGUGUGCCUGUGCUGGAGGUAAGCCCUGUGAUCCAGCAGACAGGCAGUUCAACACGUUGAUCCCGUGGUGUCUGCCUCACACGGGCAACCGCCACAACCACUGGGCUGGGCUCUACGGCAGGCUGGAGUGGGAUGGCUUUUUCAGUACCACUGUUACCAACCCUGAGCCCAUGGGCAAACAGGGCCGUGUGCUGCACCCAGAGCAGCACCGUGUGGUCAGCGUGCGGGAAUGUGCUCGCUCACAAGGCUUCCCAGACACCUACCGCUUUUUCGGCAACAUUCUGGACAAACACCGACAGGUUGGGAAUGCAGUACCUCCACCCCUUGCCAAAGCCAUCGGACUUGAAAUCAAAAAAUGUGUCCAGGAGAAGAUAAGGGAGAACGCAAGAGAGCCCGUGAAACAGGAGAAAAUGGAGGUGUGUGAAUAGAGCUACUCCGAGUUCCAGAUGUGACUUGAGCUCUUCUCGCAUCCACUUAGUCAGCCCAUUUCAUUAACCCAUAAGCUGGUGUUCGAGUCUUGCCACAAUGGUGGCUUCUCUACGGACGUUCUGUGCAGUGCCAUUGAAAGUGACGUUUUAGCAAUUUAUAAAUGUGAUUUUUAACCGUGUAUUUGCAAUCUCCUCUUCACAGUGGAAAAAAUUCUAUUCUAGUUUUUAUAUGUUGUAAUAUUUCAAAUAAAGCUCAUAAAAUGGCUGUCAAACUUGUGUAAAUGUAUUUAGUAAAAGUGUUUUUCUCUUG
Electrophorus electricus (electric eel) is the source of this 5062-nucleotide messenger RNA. The record is from RefSeq and is a predicted model, not a curated record. Lineage: Eukaryota; Metazoa; Chordata; Actinopteri; Gymnotiformes; Gymnotidae.